This is a messenger RNA of Pelodiscus sinensis (Chinese soft-shelled turtle), 1518 nucleotides long. Lineage: Eukaryota; Metazoa; Chordata; Testudines; Trionychidae. The record is from RefSeq and is a predicted model, not a curated record.
AUGGUUGUCAUAGGGAAGGGACAGAGGAUCUAUAAAGGGCAGACAGUGCUCAACAAGGCCGUUCUCUUUCAGAUUUUGACCGACUGGCAGGACAAGAAGGGGGACAAGCGGUUCCUGAAGCUGGGCAAGGAGCAUGAACUGGGUACCCCCGUGAAACAUGGAAAGCCCAAGAAGCAGAAGCUAGAGGGGAAGGGUGGGCAUGGCACAGGGCCUGGCCCAGGGCGGCCCAAAUCCAAGAACCUCCAGCCCAAGAUUCAAGAAUAUGAGUUUCCAGACGACCCUGUGGACGUGCCUCGGAUCCCCAAAAAUGACGCCCCAAAUAGGUUCUGGGCCUCCGUUGAGCCCUACUGUGCUGACCUCACCAGCGAGGAGGUGCGGACCCUGGAGGAGCUGCUCAGGACCCCGGAGGAUGAGGCUGAGCACUACAAGAUCCCGCCUCUGGGGAAGCAUUACUCCCAGCGCUGGGCCCAGGAAGAUCUGCUGCAGGAGGCGAGAGUCGGUGAGCAGAGGCUGCUUGCUGCAGCUGCCCCCAGCCCCCAGCUUUGCUCUCCCCUCCCCGACUCUGCUCACCACUCUCCACUCGCCUCCCUCCCCCCAGAUGUGGAUGCCCUGCUGAAGAAGUCGGAGUCCCAGCAGGAGCUGCCCCAGGACGGCUGCCCCUUUGGGCCCUUGACCCAGCGCCUCCUGCAGGCACUGGUGGAGGAGAACAUCAUCUCGCCCGUUGAGGAGGCCCCGAUCCCUGAGCUGGCAGGAGCUGAUGGUGCUGGGAGGGCGCCCCACCCUCCAGCCUUCACUGCGCUAGGUGUCCAGUCACCACCACCCUUCUUGGCUGAGCGCCACUGUUCCAUCUACCGCUGCGUGGAUGUUUUCAGAGAACUAGCCACCCUGACUGCACAGCUCUCCCUUGGGAGCUGCUGGGGGAGAGUUUGGGCUGGCGCUCUGGCUGGGCGGGGCUGGAAGCAGCCAGCCGGGGGUGAGCGCCAGGUGGAUUCUCAGUGCCUCCUCUGUGGAGUGAGGGUCAGUCCUGCCUGCCCGAGGGAUGGGGGUGGCCCUCUGCUGCGUGGGCAGGCUGUGCUGCUGCAGUACCCGGGGUGGGGGGCUGCUGGGGACUCAGCCGCACUCUCCUGUGCCCCCUGCAGCGUGCCCCACACCAAGUCGCUGGAGGGGCGGCUCAAAGAGGAGCUGAUUGCCCAAGGCCUGCUGGAGUCCGAGGAGCGGGCCCCUGAGGACGCGGAGGACGAGGUGCUGGCGGAGCUGCGCAAGAGGCAGGCCUCACAGCGCUGCCUCUCCAGGCUGGCCAAGCAGGAGCUGCUCAGGCUGGCCAAGCAGGAGCUGGACCGCCAGGUUCUGCGGCAGCGCGUGCGCAUGGCUGACAGCCAGGGCAUGGAUGCUUUCCGCAAGAUCAUGGCAGCCCGCCAGAAGAAGCGCACGCCCACCAAGAAGGAGAAGGACCAGGCCUGGAAGUCAAGCUCCUGGACGCUGUAUGAUGCUCAUUCAGUGCAGCAGAUUGGGAGCUGA